AUGCCCUUGAAUACUACGACAAGUCCAGUCUCUGCCUCUGCCUCUGCCUCUGCACCUGCCUCGUCUUCACCCACGCCUCCGCCCACUGCCGUCUUUGCUGAAGCCCGCCCGCGCAGCACCGGCACCGCCCACGAGCAGCACCAGCACACGCACGAGCAAGAGCAGACGGAGCCCUUCGCCUCCACGCCCGCUGCCUCCACCGCUUCGGACCCUCUGUCUACCAGCACGCCGGUCCUGACCCCAGCGCCUGCUCUCGCUGCCCGACCCAGCGUCCACAGCCGCCGUUUGACCUUCUCACGCUUCCCGCUGCUUAGAAAAGGCAGCAGAGAGCUCGGCCGCGCCCCCUCCUACUCCAAGGGCACCACCACCAGCCCCUCACCAUCGCUGCCACAGUCGUUCCUGCCCUCGUCUCUCACGCCCCGCGCCUCCAUCACUACGCUGCGUGGCUCCUCGCCCAUUUCCAAGUCUCCCAUUGACGGCCACGAGGCACUCGCCGCCGAAGAGGUGGACAAUAGCACCAGCGCGGCGCCCGCACCAAGGAAAACGAAAUCAGACAAAAUGCACCAGACCAGCUCGCGGUUACUGCGCAUGACCGACGAUGAGCGGCCAUAUACCAGGGACUUCAAGGACCUGUUCGCCACCCUCAUGGUCUCUCUGCCGCUCACCCCGCACCGCGUCCGUUUCCGCAUGAUCGAAUUCACCUUCACAAGCGACGAGGCCGUCACGAACCUGGGCUCGCUCAAGUUCUCCCAGUCAAAUCGCAUGCCAGAUCCCAAGGACUCAUCCCGCGUUGUAACCACGACUACCACGACCACUUUCUCCAUGGCCAAGGAAAUGGCCCGUUCUGUGUGUCAAAAGUUCCUUGAAGCCAAAUUCGUCGAGUCAGUCGAAGGAAAGACGGAUUUCACAAACAAGAGCUCGGUUUGGCAACUCACACCAAAGGGCAUCCACAUCCUCGAGCGUUUCUGCACCCGCAAUGGCAUUCAAUCAGCACACGUCAAGGCUGUGAUCGACUCUAACCGCAACCCACAUCAACUCGUCAUUCUCGAGCGCAACUCUGAAACUGACUCGCUGCAUCACGAUGAGCAGACGAUCCAGAUUAUCUUCCGCCGAUUCGUUGGGGUGACCGCGAACGAGACACAUUCAGAUUCCGACUCUGUUCACGAAUUCUCCACCUGCCACGUAGGUGUCAAGAUGGCAAAGAACCGCAAGUCCGCUUCCCGCCCUUGGGAGUACUCCUUCAACGGGCGCAACGCGGCGCAGUGGCUCAUGGACUGCUCCUCGCUUGUUGAUCCUAGUGAGGCCAUUGAAAUAGGCUCACUCUUCCUUCAGCUGAAGCUGAUCGCGCCUGUCGACCCGCGCAACUCAGAGAACAACUUCCAGGCUGUCAAGCACGUAAUCUACUAUAUCACCGACCAUGGCGAACAUGUUGCUGGUUGGACCGCAGAUCUUGCUCCAACAGGCGGAGAUGCCCUCCCAUCAAAGUCGCGGGAAGGCCAUGCCCGUGAUUCCAACAGCAACCGUACAAAUGUCAUCAUCCGCAACCCCUCGUGGCGUCUCCUCUACCGCGAGUUCUUGAAGGAAACCAUGUGCGAAGAGAACUUGUCCUUCUACCUCGAGGUCCAAGAAUUCGAGCGUCAGUAUAGGGCCGCCAUUAGCGAAAAGGGCGAAAACAAGGUCGAGACGAUUCGUGAGACAUUGGCUGCUGCUUAUGGUUUGUACAACGCAUUCCUGGCCCCUGGCUCACCUAACGAACUCAACAUCGACCACGCGUUGCGCACUCAGCUGGCUACCCGUAUGACGCGCGCUGUUGGCGACGACGCGGCUAUGCUGCAGAGCUUGAACGAAGUUGCAUCCCUCUUCGAGAAGGCCCAGACUUCCAUUUUCAAGCUUAUGUCAAGUGAUUCCGUACCCAAGUUCAUCAAGCACCCUAGAUACGCACCCCAGCUCAAGGGUCUCGACCAAGCCGCUGCAUCCGCAUAUGUUGCUCCUACCACCACAUCUCGGUCAUGA
Parastagonospora nodorum SN15 is the source of this 2013-nucleotide messenger RNA. RefSeq lists its product as hypothetical. The transcript is spliced from 3 exons. Gene Ontology annotation, biological process: intracellular signal transduction. The record is from RefSeq and is a predicted model, not a curated record. The coding region runs from base 1 to 2013 and encodes 670 amino acids. Lineage: Eukaryota; Fungi; Ascomycota; Dothideomycetes; Pleosporales; Phaeosphaeriaceae.